Molecule: messenger RNA, 740 nt
Organism: Cyphomyrmex costatus
Lineage: Eukaryota; Metazoa; Arthropoda; Insecta; Hymenoptera; Formicidae
Product: protein D2
Exons: 5
Coding region: 103-705 (200 amino acids)
Source: RefSeq, a predicted model, not a curated record
CCUUCUAGCACACAAGUUGGUGGGGAUACAUCUUAAAACGAUCCUUCGCUCACUAGUCUUGUUAAUAUUGCUGUUGCAGCUUGCUGAAAAGUGUCUCUAAAAAUGAAAUAUUUGAUAACAGGAAUUCUUUUGUGUGCUAUUAGUUUUUCAUUAGGCGAUGUAGAAUCGGAAUUCAAAAAGGCGAAAAUCGAACCAGAUAUUAUAGACAAAGCACCAAUUGAAAAGAUCGAGGUAAAAUAUGGUAAGAAGGUAGUUGAUUUGGGAACCGAAUUGACGCCGACUGAAGCUCAUGAGAUACCAGAAAUCCACUAUAAACACGAAGGAGGAGUUCUGUAUACGCUUGUCAUGACAGAUCCGGAUGUACCAAGGAGGGGAGGAUACAACCGAGAGUUCCGACACUGGCUCGUGGGAAAUAUACCAGAAGAGAACAUAGCUAAAGGUGAGAUCCUGGCGGAAUAUGUCGGUCCUGCGCCGCCAAAAAACACUGGAAAACAUCGUUACGUAUUUCUCAUUUAUAAGCAAAAUCAGGGCGCUAUUACCUUCGAUGAAAGAAGACUGAGCACUUGGGAUGGAAGUCAACGAAAGAGGUUCUCCAUAAAGAAGUUUGCAGAAAAGUAUAACUUGGAGGGCCCGAUUGCUGGUAACUUUAUGGUGGCGGAAUACGACGACAAUGUGCCUGCUUAUCAUAAACGUUUGAAUCUUUAAUUAAACGGUAUUUAAUUAAUUUCUAAAUGUUUUCA